GGGUCAUCCCAGAGGGGGCGGGGCCGAGGCUCCGGGAACGGGAGGGGGGCAAGAAAAGGGAAAUCCAACUUGUGGAAUCUUGGGGGGGUCCCCGCGGCCGACUCCUUCCCAUGGAUUGUGGAUGGUGCUGGGAACAGAGCCGCUGAAACUCGCGGCGCGGGGUGCUGGGAAUCUGGGAAUCAGCGGAGCGGGGGCGGAGGGAAGUGUCAGGCUCCGAGUGGGGUACGGCGUCCCCAAGUUAGGACCUAGAGGCCCUCCUGCCUCGGUGCAAGGGAGAAGCAGCGCCAGGCGCCAUGCGGGACAGGACCCGCGAGCUGAGGCAGGGGGAUGACAGUUCGGAUGAUGAGGACAAGGAGCGCGUGGCGCUGGUGCUGUACUCGGGCUCCGCAGGACUGGGGAACCCAGACGAUGAGUUCUUCCAGAAGGUCCGGACAAUUCGGCAGACUAUGGUCAAGCUGGAGAGUAAAGUCCAGGAGUUGGAGAAGCAGCAGAUAACCAUCCUGGCCACGCCCCUUCCCGAGGAGAGUAUGAAGCAGGACCUGCAGAAUCUGCGAGAAGAGAUCAAACAGCUGGGCAGGGAGGUUCGCACUCAGCUGAAGGCCAUAGAACCACAGAAGGAGGAAGCUGAUGAGAACUAUAACUCAAUCAACACGAGAAUGAGAAAAACCCAACAUGGGAUCCUGUCCCAGCAGUUUGUGGAGCUCAUCAACAAGUGCAACGCGCUGCAGUCCGAUUACCGGGAGAAGAACGUGGAGCGCAUUCGCCGGCAGCUGAAGAUCACCAAUGCCGGGAUGGUGUCGGACGAGGAACUGGAGCAGAUGCUGGACAGCGGCCAGAGCGAGGUGUUCGUGUCUAAUAUCCUGAAGGACACGCAGGUCACUCGGCAGGCCCUCAACGAGAUCUCUGCCCGGCACAGUGAGAUCCAGCAGCUCGAGCGCAGCAUCCGGGAGCUGCACGAGAUCUUCACUUUCCUCGCUACUGAGGUGGAGAUGCAGGGGGAGAUGAUUAACCGGAUUGAGAAGAACAUCCUGAGCUCAGCGGACUACGUGGAGCGCGGGCAGGAGCACGUCAAGGUGGCGCUGGAGAACCAGAAGAAAGCGCGGAAGGCACUGAGAACUCCAGGGACCCCGGGUCUGCUUUCUCUCCCACAGCCGGGGCAGGCAAGCCAGAGCCUCCAGCCCACCCCUGCCUCACUCUGGCCCUGUGCAGAGAGGCAGACACUUCUGGGCUUAGCAGCGGUUCAUUUGUGGGCCUCCCCGCCUGGAUCACAAUGCCUAGGGCAGCGCCUGCAGUGUCCUCUUUGGCUGGGACAUGUGGUUUUGAACGGGAAGGCCGGGGCCACGGUCACCCCCCGCAUCAGGCUCAGUACCGUUCUGGAGAAAGACGGCCGAGAAUACCUAACCCUGACACCGGCCGGGCCGGGUGACCCAGCUGCGGGAGACUGGGAAGGGACCGACGCCCUGGCCACCUGCCCUGCUCACGGAUGGAUGAGCUCCUCGUUCUCAGCAGUAUGCGGGCAGUCUGGAGGUCUCCGCGGGCAGUCUGGAGGUCUCCACGAGUGAUCGGGAAGUUCCAGGGCCAGAGCACCCUGAGGGAAAGGAACACCGGUUUGGAUCUGGGUCCUCUGGGUCCCCUGGUCCUGCCUCUCCUGCUUUGUGGCUUGCAUCUUUGGUGGAUUCUUGUUCUGCGGGUCACCUUUGCCCACACUCGUCCUCUGCCUUCAGAGUAAAACAGCAGCCCCAGGGCACCUCCUGGGACCCGAGAGACUCUGAAAUCUGCCGGGAACAGGCUACUUCAGCGCAGCUGCGUGGCCCCGUGCCCCGUGGCCUGGAAGCACUGCACCUCUCUGACCCUGGACGCUGUCCAGAACCUCCUGGAGGAGAUGGCUUGGUGCAAGUGAGACCUCAGGUGGGCUCAUGUGAACUUUCCUGUGGUGUGCGGGGACCAUUGGAAGUUUUUUGAAAAGGUGAGGGUAGGUUUGGAGGUGACCUAGCAGACAAGGGUCCUGUGGCAAUACCCUUUUCUGUGAGAAAGCAACCCAAGUUGAAGAGUUUUCCAUGGAAACAUGUCCUGGCUGCCGCAGACCAACCUUUAGGGAGCAGGAUGUUGGUUGGGUGCGCCUUGCCCCGAGCUGUUGCAGCCACGGUUCGGUUCAGCCCACAGCGCUUUCCCCUUCCUGCCUCCUGCACUCAGUAUUUCACGGUUGAACAGGGACCAGACUAGUUUAAUCUAGUCUCUAGGUCAGGCUACAUUAAUCUGUCCAGGAGUUGGGGGCUGGAGCGAUAGCACAGCGGGUAGGGCGUUUGCCUUGCACGAGGCCGACCCGGGUUCGAUCCCCAGCAUCCCAUAUGGUCCCCUGAGCACUGCCAGGAGUAAUUCCUGAGUGCAGAGCCAGGAGUUAACCCUGUGCAUCACCAGGUGUGACCCAAAAAGCAAAAAAAAAUAAAAAAAUCUGUCCAGGAGUUGUCCACCUUGAGUCCAGACCUUCCCGGUGGCUAUGGUAUGUGUGAAGGAGAAGUGGAUAAACACUGGUGGUUCUGCCCCACAGGAGAAAGGUCCAAGCAGAAAAAUAUUCCUGCUGAGCCCUGAACAAUAGGAUUAAAUGUUCAUGUUCUAUUUAACACUAUUGGCUCAUUGAAUGUGAGUAGACAUAUACCACUCCAAAUAAAGCUUGAGGCACCUGUAAGUUUUCUGG
This is a messenger RNA of Sorex araneus (European shrew), 2695 nucleotides long. It is a transcript of the gene STX4, whose product is annotated as syntaxin 4. The transcript is spliced from 12 exons. The record is from RefSeq and is a predicted model, not a curated record. Gene Ontology annotation, molecular function: SNAP receptor activity; SNARE binding. NCBI's taxonomy places the organism in Eukaryota, Metazoa, Chordata, Mammalia, Eulipotyphla, Soricidae. Gene Ontology annotation, biological process: intracellular protein transport; vesicle fusion; exocytosis. Gene Ontology annotation, cellular component: plasma membrane; SNARE complex; endomembrane system. Bases 294 to 1562 code for a protein of 422 amino acids.